GCCAGGGCGGGAGCGGAGGGCGGCGCUGAGGUGACACGGGCUGGAGAGGUGGAGCCAGGGAAUGGUGGGAGGGGGGCAGCCCGGAGCUCCAGGCAGAGACUCACCACAGGAGCCCGCCGUCUGCAUCCCGCACGCAUCAGCCGCCUCGAACUAUGAGCCGGAGGAGUCCUUUGCUCCGGUUCCCGCUGCUCCUGCUGCUUCUGCUGCCGCCGCCCCAGGUCCUGCCCGCGGAUCCCCGGACCCCCGCGCCGGUGAACCCCUGUUGUUACUACCCAUGCCAGCACCAGGGGAUCUGUGUCCGCUUCGGCCUUGACCGCUACCAGUGUGACUGUACCCGCACGGGCUAUUCUGGCCCCAACUGCACCAUCCCCGAGCUGUGGACCUGGCUCCGGAAUUCACUGCGACCCAGCCCCUCUUUCCUCCACUUCCUGCUGACGCAUGGGCGCUGGUUCUGGGAGUUCAUCAAUGCCACCUUCAUCCGUGACAUGCUCAUGCGUCUGGUACUCACAGCUCGGUCCAACCUUAUCCCCAGCCCCCCCACCUACAACAUAGCGCACGACUACAUCAGCUGGGAGUCCUUCUCCAAUGUGAGCUAUUACACCCGUGUUCUGCCCUCUGUGCCCCAAGACUGCCCCACGCCCAUGGGGACCAAAGGGAAGAAGCAGUUGCCAGAUGCCCAGCUCCUGGGCCAUCGCUUCCUGCUCAGGAGGAAGUUCAUACCUGACCCUCAAGGCACCAACCUCAUGUUCGCCUUCUUUGCACAACACUUCACCCAUCAGUUCUUCAAAACUUCUGGCAAGAUGGGUCCUGGCUUCACCAAGGCCUUGGGCCAUGGGGUAGAUCUCGGCCACAUUUAUGGGGACAACCUGGAACGUCAGUAUCAGCUGCGGCUCUUUAAGGAUGGGAAGCUCAAGUACCAGGUGCUGGACGGAGAGAUGUACCCGCCGUCGGUGGAGAAGGCGCCAGUGUUGAUGCACUAUCCACGGGGAGUUCUGCCCCGGAGCCAGAUGGCCGUGGGCCAGGAGGUGUUUGGGCUGCUUCCCGGGCUCAUGCUUUAUGCCACACUCUGGCUGCGUGAACACAACCGUGUGUGUGACCUGCUGAAGGCUGAGCACCCCACCUGGGGUGAUGAGCAACUCUUCCAGACCGCCCGCCUCAUCCUCAUCGGGGAGACCAUCAAGAUUGUGAUUGAGGAGUACGUGCAACAGUUGAGCGGUUACUUCCUGCGGCUGAAGUUUGACCCCGAGCUGCUGUUCAGCGCCCAGUUCCAGUAUCGCAACCGUAUCGCCAUGGAGUUCAACCAGCUCUACCACUGGCACCCACUCAUGCCUGACUCCUUCAAGGUGGGCUCCCAGGACUACAGCUACGAGCAGUUCCUGUUCAACACCUCCAUGCUCGUGGACUAUGGGGUCGAGGCCCUGGUGGACGCCUUCUCUCGCCAGAGCGCUGGCCGGAUUGGUGGGGGUAGAAACAUAGACCACCACGUCCUGCACGUGGCUGUGGAGGCCAUCAAGGAAUCCCGCGAGCUGCGGCUGCAGCCCUUCAAUGAGUACCGCAAGAGGUUUGGCAUGAGACCCUACACGUCCUUCCAGGAGCUCACAGGGGAGAAGGAGAUUGCAGCCGAGUUGGAAGAGCUGUAUGGAGACAUCGAUGCCUUGGAGUUCUACCCGGGGCUACUUCUGGAGAAGUGCCAUCCAAACUCCAUCUUUGGGGAGAGUAUGAUAGAAAUUGGGGCUCCCUUUUCCCUCAAGGGCCUCCUAGGGAAUCCCAUCUGCUCUCCAGAGUACUGGAAGCCAAGCACAUUCGGUGGUGAGAUGGGCUUCAAUAUGGUCAAGACAGCCACACUGAAGAAGCUGGUCUGCCUCAACACCAAGACUUGCCCCUACGUUUCCUUCCACGUGCCCGACCCCCACCAGGAUGGCGGGCCUGGUGUGGAGCGGCCAUCCACAGAGCUCUGAGGGGCAGAGCAGCGGAGGGUGGAUUUUGUGUUUGCCGUCCCAGAAUGCUGAGGCUGGGGUUGAUAGUCUCAAAUGUUGGGUCUUUGGUUUGGCCUUGAGAGUAUCAAGAUCAACAUUUAGAACUUUGUGUCUCUCACCCAUUACCUGGAAUAUCGUGGUUUUGUUUGUUAUUCUAGAAUGCUGAAUUCCUGGUGGACCAUCGAGAGUGUUAGGACGGAUUCUUCUUUGGCAUGCUAGGAACAACCUAGAAUAUCAGAUUUCUGGUUGACUUGGGACAUAGGCAUUCUAAAGUGUGGAGCGCCUGAUGAAAUCAUGUAGAAAGGUAGGGGAUUCUUAUUUGGCCUUCUAGAAUUCUGGGUGGCCCUCCAGAAUGUUGAUUUUCUGAUUGGCAGUUCAGAAUGUUGUGCUCCUGGUUGCUGAUCCAGAAUGGUGGCUGGUAUGCCAGCUCGGUCUUGAUCUGAAUGCCUAGAACGGUAAUAGGAUUCAUUUUCCUGUUCAGUGAGAUAUCCACAAAGCAGGAGCACCUAUGGUCUAUCAGGAACACAUUGCCCACCCCGUGACUGCACCAAGGGGGCAAGAGGGCUGGGUGUUCUUCUUGGGACCCUGACUUAGACCCCAGUCCAAGGAGAUAGAGCAAACAGGUGGGCUUUUUCCAGGCCAGCUCUGUCGCCAUCUUUGUCCUGACUCAUGGCAGCUGUUUCUCAUGAAGCUAAAAAAAAUCUUUUUCCAAAUUGCCUGCUAUCUAUUGCUUUUCAUCCCAUUCCAGAAGCAGAGGCGCCCCUGGAGUGGCCUUUCUCCUAGCUGCAGGCUCCAUGUGCUAGAGGUUGCAGCAUGAUACCUUCCAUUGCCCCUGGAGCCUGUCAUCACCAGGCUUUUCCACCACUGGUGCUCCAUUUCCCGCUGUGGGUCAGGCAUUGCCCUUCACAGGCUGCCCUCCUAAAAUAAACAACUCCCCAGCCCCAGGGGACAGAGCAUUCAGUUCCACCAUCUGGUUAAAGCACUUUCCUCCCUUAUAAAGCAUACAAGGGCAGAGAUGAAGGGUAUCUGGGGAGGAGCACACUUACUGUGUGCCAGUUUUCCACAUUCAAUUCUCAUUUAUAUUCUCACCCAAGAGCAUGAAGUAUGCGGUAUAAUCCCCUUUUCAAAAACAAGGGAGCUGAGGCCCAGGAUGGUCCAGUGCCAUGCCCCACAGGAGCCAGAGCCAGGCCAGGGCUUGGUCUGGCUGAGUCUCGGGCUCUGCUCUUCCCUGCUCCAGCUUCCUCUUGCUUCCUGAUUUGACUCAGUUCCAGGCCUGAUCUUGCCUCUCUGGCUCAGGGUCAGAGGCAGAAGAUGGGGUGUAGCUCUUACAUGCUAUUCUUUCAGUCACAAAUAUUUAUUUUGCUGAGUGCUUACUCUACACCAGUCACUGUUACAGGCUUGGGGCUAUAGCAGUGAGUGAUCAAGACAGACAAGGCUUUUGUCUGUGUGGAGCUCACAUUCCACUGCGGGUAGAGCAGAUGAGAAACCAGACAACAAUGAAAUAAGACAAAGGCAGGGUGAGUGUGCUUUCCCUUCUAACCCAUACUAUUCUGCCCUUCCCCUGCUUGGCUCCUGAAACCUGAGACCCUAUCCCAGCCACACAGACCACCCCCAUGCACAGCCCCCCCCCCCCAUAGCCAGCCAAGGGAGGAUAGGUCAGAGAGGAAAGGUAAGAGGUUGGCAAAGUUCCUUCAUGCUCCCCACUUGGGGCUUGGAUUUCCUUAGGAAGAAUAAUGGCCCAGAAAAAUGAGGGAAAAUGGGGUCCAGGCUGAGGGUCCCUGGGGCUGGGGUUCCUGUCUUACAGUCCAGAAAGCCCUUGCUUCUGCUUAGUUGGCUGGGGACUGCUUCCGCCAUUCCUUCCUGGCCCUGUGGAAUACGGAGAAUGCGAUCCUCCUCAGCUCCCCCAGUUGCUCUGCUGAUCAGCGAUCCUUUGGCUGCUGAGAGGCGGGCAUGGAGUGGCUGUCUUGUCCUUGCUUACCUGCUAUCGACUUCCCGUCUUUGCUAGUACCCCUACUUGGCCUGAGAAUCCUCCCUCUCUCAUUAAUUCCCCUCUUGGUGCUUCCAUCAGGGGCCCUAUCAUGGCCAAGGGGUGGGUCUGUGAAUCAAUCCUGGCCAAUCAGAUACCCUCUCCUUUUAAACUGGCCGCUGAGUGGAGUUGGCAUGGAGAUUGAAAUGACCAACCGAUUCAUCCCCACAGCUGGGCUCUGAAGAGAUUGUCCCUUAGUUCCCGCUUUUAAGGUCACUGGGGAAGCCUGGAUUCCUGCCCUUCUCAAGACCUUAGCUUUUCCUUCCAUCCUGGGGGCUGCUCCAUGAAUUCCUCUUUCACUUAAGUUGGUCAGAGUUGGUGCCUUAAUGGCUGUUGGCCUGAGAUGACAGAGCGCUAUGAUGGUCUGAAAGGAAUUUUAAUCAAGGAUGACACAAUUGGGCUAAUGUUUAAGAAAGAGCACCGGGGGGGGGGGCUGGGUGGACAGCAGGAUACAGCAGGAAGGACUGAAGUUUGGCAGAAUGGUGAGGAGGCUGUGGCCGUGGCCCAGCUGAGAUGUGACAGCAGUUGGAGCCAGGUAGAGGGCUGUGGGGAUGGGAUGAUGGGAUGAAUUCCAGGGAUCAUCUUCUCUUGAAUGCAGGUGCCUAGCUGAAGUGGAUUUUGUUUUGUACGGACAACUGUAUGUGAAAUUUUUUUCACAUAGAAACUUAUGUCCAAUGCACCGAGUAAGCUUCUUCAGAGUGAAGGCUCUGACUGCUCAUAAAAUGAUUACUCAUUCCUGGAAUCUUGAUCUGGCAGGUAUGAUGUUUAGUUUUAUGUGUCAACUUGGCUGGGCUACAGUGCUCGGUAAUUUAAUCAAACACGAAUCUUGGUAUGGCUGUGAAGGUAUCUUGCAGACAUGGUGAACAUCUAUAAUCUGUUGACUUUAAGCAAAGAUUACCCUGAUAACAUGGCUGGGCCUCAUCUAAUUAGUCGAGAGGACUUAAGAGUAAAGACAGAUUCUCCAAGAGAAGAAGAAAUUCUGCUUCGAGACUAUAGCAUCAACUCCUGCUUGAGUUUCCAGCCUGCCAUAUGGAUUUCAGAUUUGUUAGCCCUGAUGAAGUGUGAACCAAUCCUAAAAACAAAGCCAUUUAUCUAUCAUCUAUCUAUCUAUCUAUCUAUCUAUCUAUCUAUCUAUCUAUCUAUCUAUCAUCUAUCUAUCAUCUCUCUAUCUAUAUCUAUCAUCUAUCCAGAUCUCUAUCCUCCUAUUGGUUCUGUUUCUCUAGAGAACCCUGACUGACACAGUGGGUGACACUUAGGGCUCUCGGUGCAAACAACAGAACUCCCUCCAGCCCGUUUAAACAGGAAGGAAUUUAUUAGGGAUACUGCGCAGCUCAUGGAACCAGUGGCAGGACCAUAGAAUUAGGCUUGGAGGCUUUGUGCCCAGCAGCCACCGGUCCUGUAAAGACGCCUCUGCUCCUGCCACCGGACGCAAGCAUCUCAGAUGGCACUUCUGCUACCAAAACCCCACUCUUGCUGCCCCUGAGAUCUGGUGGCUUCUCCAGCCACCCCUGACAGAAAGUGGAUUUGUUCUGCAUGGUGCCUGCUUCCCUGCUUUUCUCUACUUAGAAUUACAAUCAUUUUUAUUUCAUGUCUGAUUAGUGGAGCCUAGCCCCCAUGCCUGCACGCUAGCUCAAAGUGGGGGUGGGGAGUGAGUUUUCUGGCUUGCACCCUGGGGAGGAAGGACCCAUAAUGUGAGAAAUUCAUACACAGGAAGGAUGUUCAAAGGGGCUGGGGGACAGGGAAGGUCUACCUCAGUAUUCUUGGGUCCGUUUUGCCUCUGUGGGCCCCAGCCUUAGAACACCGCAAAGAGCAUCACAAUGGCACCAUUGCUGACCCAGCAGCAGCUCAAUAUAAUUGCAAGCAAAGAACGUAAGAAGUGAAAUUUCAGAAGUACAGAACAGUAGAGAUGCAAAGACUCUAGAGUACACAUAGUCCCCUUUUUCUAAGAACUUUGAGUAAAAAGUGUCAAAAAUGUCAGACAUGCCUACGACCAACUUUCCUGCUUAAUCAUGCUUUUCCUAUAAAAAUGGAUUUCAAAAUAGCUUUGUGUGAAUGACAGUAAAGCAUAUUAAAACUUCCAUGACACGUUUCUAGAGCACUCUUAAGGGAACUACAAUAAAACACUUCCAUCAUGAUCUUGA
Ailuropoda melanoleuca (giant panda) is the source of this 6143-nucleotide messenger RNA. It is a transcript of the gene PTGS1, whose product is annotated as prostaglandin-endoperoxide synthase 1. Bases 153 to 1958 code for a protein of 601 amino acids. Lineage: Eukaryota; Metazoa; Chordata; Mammalia; Carnivora; Ursidae. Gene Ontology annotation, cellular component: cytoplasm; neuron projection. Gene Ontology annotation, molecular function: prostaglandin-endoperoxide synthase activity; heme binding; oxidoreductase activity, acting on single donors with incorporation of molecular oxygen, incorporation of two atoms of oxygen. The transcript has 11 exons. Gene Ontology annotation, biological process: response to oxidative stress; cyclooxygenase pathway. The record is from RefSeq and is a predicted model, not a curated record.